GACCCAAACAAACGCAUGGACGUAGAUCUCCUCCUGUACCAGUUCCAGAGAAGAUGGUGUCUGCUCUGCUCACCUUGUUCUCCUCGAGGAAACAUGUUCAACCUGCUGAGCAACUGCUGCAGCUGGGUCUCCAAAAUCCAGGAGCCACUCAGGAAAGCCACCGUUCUCGUUGUUGGUCUUGACAAAGCAGGAAAAACGUCAUCCAUCAGAGGGAUCCUGAGAGUUCCCACUGGUGCUGACCCGGGGCCCACCCACGGCUGCGUCAGGAACGAGCUGAGGGUUGAGAACUACCUGGUCACUCUGCUGGACGUCGGAGGAUCCGUGGAGUGGCGCGGAGCCUGGAGGGAGCUCUACGGAGAAGCUCACGGUCUAAUCUUUGUGGUGGACUCCAGCGACAGGCAGAGGAUGAAGGAGGCCCGGGAGGUCCUGGCAGAGCUGCUGAAGCAGCCGAGGGUGGCGGGGAAACCUGUACUAGUGCUGGCCAACAAACAGGACAAAAUGAACGCCUUGGUGGGAAGUGAACUGAUUGAGAUUCUGUCUUUAGAGAAGCUGGUCAACCAGAGCCGCUGUCUGUGCCAUAUUGAGCCGUGCUCAGCCUUAAUGGACCUGCGGCGUUGGUCGGACAGGAAGAUUCUGCGAGGCCUUCGCUGGCUGCUGCGGGCCGUUUGUCUGGAUUAUCCAGAGCUGUGUGCUCGGGUGGCCCAGGACAGCAAGAGGCCUCUGGAGCCGAGAGAAAGAGAAAAGAAAGGAAAGUCCGAGAAAGUACAAAGAAAAGCCAAAGUGGAACGAACGCAAUCCAGCAAGUCAGAUCUGCGUCAGCAUCAUGGACCCAGAGAGAAAAAGACAAAGAGCAAGGCCGAGGGAACGAUGCAGCCCAUCAGGAACAUCCUGGAAACGGAGACCUCUCUGAAAAAGCAGCUGAGGACGAAGAAGAAGAAGAAGAAGUCCAUUAAGGCCGACAAGGAUGAAAAAGAUGAGGUGGCUCAGGAACAAGAAGAGGAAGAGGAGGGUGAAGGCAAUGAAGGAGAGCAAGAAAACUCUGUUCACAGAAACAAAGCCAGCAGUGCUUUGAUUCUUCCAAAGAAAAGCAAACUGAAGUGUGAAACACAAGUGAAGGAAGAGACGCUGGAUGUUGCAGAAGCACUCGAAAACGACGACACGAUGCUGAAAGCUAAAGGUAAAAAGAGGACAAAGAAAAAAAUUGGGAAAGUGAAAAGAAAAAAUAAAAUCAACAUAGAGGAGAUGCCUGGGGCGUAUUCUCAACCCGUGGACCUUUCUUCCACCUUUGAUCUCUACAGAAAAGCAAUUCUGGCUCUGAAGGAGCGUCAGGAUCAGGGACAGAGACCAGGUUGAGUCCAGCCAGCUGUGUGAAGAUGUGGUCAUCAGGACAACCAGGCUGUUUAAACAAGUUAGAUUCACUUACCGCCCAAUCCCUGAGUCUUCGGCUACAAUCUAGAGUGCUAUGAUGGGAAGAAUUAUGGAGGUUUUAUUUGAAAAUAUAUAGGAAUAUAAAAAGAAAACAUGUAUUUUUG
Nematolebias whitei (Rio pearlfish) is the source of this 1532-nucleotide messenger RNA. It is a transcript of the gene arl13a, whose product is annotated as ADP-ribosylation factor-like 13A. Gene Ontology annotation, biological process: non-motile cilium assembly; receptor localization to non-motile cilium. Gene Ontology annotation, molecular function: GTPase activity; GTP binding. The record is from RefSeq and is a predicted model, not a curated record. Gene Ontology annotation, cellular component: ciliary membrane; non-motile cilium. Lineage: Eukaryota; Metazoa; Chordata; Actinopteri; Cyprinodontiformes; Rivulidae. The transcript is spliced from 10 exons. The coding region runs from base 16 to 1353 and encodes 445 amino acids.